UCAGGAAAUCCUAACUAAAGAUCGUCCGGAAAAAAUAAUUCUUUCCCUUUCUCCCUCUGCUAAAAGAAGUAUAACCCUAACCCCCAAAUCGUCCAAUUUUCCUUAUCGAGGACACCAAUUUUCGCUGCCUCUUUCCAAUUCGUAGCAGAGUGUGUCCGAAGCUCAUUCAUGGCAGAAACGAAGAGCCACGAAGAGCCAGCAUUACACCCCAAACGUAAACCCGAUGUCUCUCUGGAUGAACCCGUCGACUACCCCAAGAAAAAUCCAAAGAUCGAAUCUUCCGAUAAAGAAAAUCAAGCCCCACUGGAGAAUUUGGACUCGGUCAAAGAAGCUGAAGCUGGGUCUGACGACGAGGGAGAUUACGGAUCCGAAGAUGAAGACGAAGACGAAGACGGAGAAGAGUCGAAUGGAGAGGAAGAGGAAGAGGUAGACCACAAGGGGAAAGGGAUUAUGAGGGAUGAUAAGGGCAAAGGAAAAUUGGUUGCUGAAGAAGAAGACGAGGACGAGGAUGAUGAUGAUGAUGAUUCGAGUAAUAGCGGAGGCAGUGAAUUGGAAGAUGGGGAUAGUGAUUUGUCAGAUGACCCACUUGCCGAAGUCGAUUUAGAUAACAUUCUUCCAUCGAGGACUCGGCGGAGGCAGGUUCAGCCUGGGGUUUACAUUGCCAAUGAUGCGGGAAACGCUGAAGACGAUGAUAGUGAUGACAGUGAUGCUUGAAUUGAGUUGAGUUGAGUUGAGGAAGGUUAGUCACAUUUAGCAAAACUUUGAUACAAUGCACUAAUGCCAGUAGUUUCUGAGCUAGUGAGAUUUCUACUUUGUUGAGGCUGGAGAUGAGAUUAUGUCUUGAUAUACGGCUAUGUUUGUCACAACUUCAUAUUAUUAAGUCUUGAUAUUAUUCUUGACUUCAUUUUUUCUUCAAGAUCAUGCCUUUUCUUUAAACUCUUAUCUUUUUUAUAUACCAAAGGCUUUGUAAAUUAAAUAAUUUACAUUGACUUGUGAAAUCCAUUAGCUAUUAUCUA
Molecule: messenger RNA, 1016 nt
Organism: Humulus lupulus (European hop)
Lineage: Eukaryota; Viridiplantae; Streptophyta; Magnoliopsida; Rosales; Cannabaceae
Product: histone H2A.Z-specific chaperone CHZ1
Exons: 1
Coding region: 169-714 (181 amino acids)
Source: RefSeq, a predicted model, not a curated record